AUGCGGGUCCGAAGACAACCACUCCCUCAACCUUUCUCAAUCCAAUAUUCCCUUCUCAGGCACAAGGGGCUUCUUCGCAAGGACAGGGUCAGAAUGGCCAAGGUCAAUGGAUAUCUAUCUGAUUCGACAGGAAUCUGCCCGACAUGCAAUGGCGGCUGUCCGAAGUCCUCCUCCGUUGGCGAAGCAGCAUGGAAAUCCAUUCCAGAGUCCUCCGCCAGCGUCAUCCGAAUCAAGGUAGGAUUCCGUUCCCAUGUCGACUCCAUCAAUUGCUUGAGAAACACUUGCUAACUGAAAUUUAUAGCUUCAACCGAAACCGGUGGAAACAAGAGGGUUCCACGCAAUGGCAGCUGUCCGAAGGGUGACCGAGACCACUGGGUCGGGGGCCUCAAACAAUGACAGACAACAUUUAUAG
Messenger RNA from Hymenoscyphus albidus, 412 nucleotides. The record is from the annotation of a GenBank genome assembly. NCBI's taxonomy places the organism in Eukaryota, Fungi, Ascomycota, Leotiomycetes, Helotiales, Helotiaceae.